This is a messenger RNA of Gadus macrocephalus (Pacific cod), 2962 nucleotides long. RefSeq names its product glycerol kinase-like. Gene Ontology annotation, biological process: glycerol-3-phosphate biosynthetic process; triglyceride metabolic process; glycerol metabolic process. Gene Ontology annotation, cellular component: mitochondrion. The record is from RefSeq and is a predicted model, not a curated record. Gene Ontology annotation, molecular function: glycerol kinase activity. NCBI's taxonomy places the organism in Eukaryota, Metazoa, Chordata, Actinopteri, Gadiformes, Gadidae.
CUGGUUGGCCAAACUCGUCUCUUGCACUCCGUUCUGGUUGCGUCUGCCCACGCUGGUUUGUAGUCAUUGUACAGAAGUUGCCGAGUCGUGGUCCCAGCAGUCUGUUUCUCAAAGGCUGUGUGCCUCCACCGAGUAUCGCUGAUCAUUUUAAUCUAGUGAGUGUAUCCUGGUAUAUUACCAGAAUGAAAGCAAACGCUGGGACGGACCCGCUGGUCGCCGCGGUGGACCAGGGCACCAGCUCGACGCGCUUUCUGGUGUUCAAUGCUAGAACGGCCGAGGUUGUGAGUCAGCAUCAGGUGGAGAUCACACAGUUUUUUCCCAAAGAGGGCUGGGUGGAGGAGGACCCCAAGGAGAUCAUCCAGUCAGUGUACGACUGCAUAGAGCGGACGUGCGAGAAGCUCGGUCAACUCAACAUCGACCUCUCCAACAUUAAAGCGGUGGGCGUGACCAAUCAGAGAGAGACAACAGUGGUGUGGGAUAAGGGGACCGGGGAGCCACUCUACAAUGCCCUGGUUUGGCUUGAUCUGCGUACACAGUCCACGGUGGAAAGACUCAUCAACAAGUCCCCGGGCAAGAACAAAAACCACCUCAAGCCCAAGACGGGCCUGCCCAUCAGCACCUACUUCAGCGCGGUGAAGCUGCGCUGGCUACUGGACAACGUGGAGGAGGUCCGCCGGGCGGUGGAGGAGGACAGGGCCAUGUUUGGUACGGUGGACUCAUGGAUCAUAUGGUGUCUGAGUGGGAACACGGACGGAGGCGUUCACAUCACGGACGUGUCCAACGCCAGCCGCACCCUGCUCUUCAACAUCCACACCCUGGACUGGGACCUCGAGCUCUGCAGGUAUUUUGACGUCCCCAUGGAUAUUCUGCCCAAAGUUAGGAGCUCGUCGGAAAUAUAUGGAUGCAUGAAGUCCAGCUCUCUCUCAGGGGUGCCGAUCUCGGGGUGUCUCGGGGAUCAGUCUGCCGCCCUGGUUGGACAGAUGUGCUUCAAGGAAGACGCCAAAAACACGUAUGGAACGGGCUGCUUUUUGCUACGAAACACUGGAUCCAAGCCGGUGAAGUCUGAGCACGGGCUCCUCACCACUGUGGCCUAUCAGCUUGGCAGGGACCAGCCCGCCUGCUACGCUCUCGAGGGGUCGGUUGCCAUAGCGGGGGCGGUUGUCCGGUGGCUAAAGGACAAUAUGGGAAUUGUCAAGUCAACUGCCGAGAUAGAGAAACUGGCAGCUGCCGCGGGCUCGUCUUACGGCUGCUACUUUGUUCCGGCAUUUUCCGGGCUCUACGCCCCCUACUGGGAGCCCAGUGCACGAGGAAUCAUCUGUGGGCUGACUCAGUUCACCAACAAAAACCACCUGGCCUUCGCUGCCCUGGAGGCGGUCUGCUUCCAGACCAGAGAGAUCCUGGAUGCCAUGAACCAGGACAGCGGUGUUCCUCUAGACCAGCUCUGGGUGGACGGAGGGAUGACCUCCAACCGGCUGCUGAUGCAGCUGCAGGCCGAUAUCCUCUGCAUCCCCGUUGUGCGCCCCACCAUGGCGGAGUCCACGGCCUUGGGGGUCGCCAUGGCUGCAGGCGCGGCUGAGGGAGUGAAUGUCUGGGACCUGACCGCCGAUCAUCUUCCCCAGGUCGUCUCGGAGACCUUUGUGCCCCAGAUUAACCCUAACGAGAGUGAGUUCCGCUUCUCCCGCUGGAAGAAGGCUGUGCAGAAGGCCAUGAACUGGGAGACCAUAGAACCUGCCAGCCUCUCAAACGGAUUAGAGAAGAAGAUGAAGGGCCCUCCCUGGGGGGUCCCGCCGACCCCUGAGAUCAAAAGCAAUAACUGAACUUGGGAGAACCUUUGGUGGCCAAAGGCAACAAAGAAGGCCAUUGUGUGACCAAACGGAAGAUAAAAUUGCAGUUUGACCUUGACACUCACUGCCGUCAAAACUGAUAUUUUUUUUUUACGUUCAAAAAAUUUGAAUGUGAAGAAGAUUAAAUUGGUGCUGCAGUCCAAAUGCACAAUAUUUAAGUUAUCUCCUCCCCAGAACCCGCCCACCCCUCCUCCCCAGACCCCGCCUCCCCAGACCCCGCCCAACCCUCCUCCCCAGACUCCGCCCAACCCUCCUCCCCAGACUCCGCCCACCCCUCCUCCCCAGACUAAUGUUACGUUCGCCAAUUUUAAACCAACACAUCACGGGAACAUAACAUUGUCGGAGGAAACGUCUUUUUGCAAAUUGUCAUGAACGGUUAAAAGAGAAAUCUCAUGCGUGUCAUUUCCAGUAGCAAAACAAACUGCCAUGCUCAGGUUCACAAUUAAUUCCUCCUACUCUUAUGAAAUACUGUAUAUAUUUGACCACUGGCCAUAACCUUAUUUCAUUUUCCACUUCGUGGAAGCAAUGAAGGUUUAUUUUCCUCAAAGAAACUCAAAUUUAGUAACUUGAGAUGACUUUGAAGCUUUGACAUUUUAUUAUCCUUUGAAGGUGUUUUACUAUUUCUCAGAAUGUGAUGGUUGAAAAACUGAAUUUCUCAACCAAAGGUUUGCGCAUGCUCUGCCAGCUCUGGAACGCACUUUAUCAAUGACCUUGUGUCGAGCAUGGGCUAAUUUAAAGGGAUUUCAUGAGGGAAUGUGAAAUUGGGCUUUUAAUUAAUCCAUUUAAUUGACACAUCUAUGCAGUACUUGUUAAGUCCAAAUAUUUUAGCCUGCUACAUGUUGGAAAUCAAACCUGCCAUAAGAUCACCUAGAACACAGGUCAUGGCCCAGAUCAGAAACUGUAUACAUGUAUUGGGGUCUUGGUGACCGGGUUUGGUUACUUCCACUAAAAUAUCAGACUGAUGAUUCAUUUUAAAAAGGGCGAAUGACAAAUCAAGCUGUUUUUUGUUGAAACAUGUACAUAUGUUCAAUUCCUAUUUGUCUGAGAUGUAAUUUCAAUGUGCAAGAGCCCCUUUACUGAAAUGUACAGAUGUUUUAAUAAAACUCUUGAAAAUUGAA